GUAAAGAGUGACAACGUAACAAAGCGAACAACAGUGAGGAAGAAAAUCCGAGGGAUAAAAUGUGCAAAUUCAAAUAGCUUUACCGAAAAAUACAGUAUGAAUGAAGCUCUUGAGCUUUGUACAGUAGAACUGACAUUUUAAACAUACUUUCCCGUUGUCAACGGUCAACAUUUUUGGUCAGUGUGAUAUAAUCAAUUAUCAAAUUUGCCCGAGAUCAAUUUUGUGUCCUUAAAGUGAAGGUGCACUGAUGCUGUGAAAUGGCUUUCAUUAGAGUUUUCACACACACAUAUUCACGUCUCGUACCGCCUACCAUUAUUAUGAGUCCAGUCAGAAGUAUAGCAUCUUAUGAUAAGGCAUUUGUAAAUGGAGAGUGGGUGUCUGCUAAAAGUAGUAAAACAUUCAAAGUUCUAAAUCCUUAUAAUGGAGAGGUACUGAGUAAUGUCCCUGACAUGGACAGUAUCGAUGUGCAGGAUGCUAUACAAGCUGCUAAAAUUGCUUUUGAAGAUUGGCAGUUUACUACAGGAAAAGAAAGAUCAGAUUUACUACGAAAGUGGUACAAUCUAUUGCUUAAAAAUCAAAAAGAGAUUGCAAGUAUUAUAACAUCUGAAGCUGGGAAGCCCCUUCAAGAAGCUCUUGGAGAAGUUGCAUAUGGAAAUUCUUUUAUAGAAUGGUUUUCUGAAGAAGCUCGCAGAAUCAGUGGUGAGGUAGUGUCUAGUCCUGUUAAAACAAAAGAAAUGAUUUUAGUCAAGCAACCUAUUGGUGUUACUGCAUUAAUCACUCCGUGGAAUUUUCCUAUAGCUAUGAUAACACGAAAGGCAGGAGCUGCUCUUGCUGCAGGUUGCACAUGUGUUAUAAAACCUGCAGAAGAUACUCCAUUGACAGCUCUCGCUGUGGCAGAUUUAGCACAUGAGGCUGGGAUUCCCAAAGGGGUUAUCAAUGUAGUGACAUGUGACCGAGGCAAUGCUCCAGCUGUUGGAAAAGUGUUGUGUGAAAGUCCGGAUGUUGCAGGAUUAUCAUUCACAGGUUCAACUGAAGUAGGAAAACUUUUGUACCAACAAUGUGCUUCUGGAGUGAAACGUGUCGGUUUGGAGCUAGGAGGGAAUGCUCCAUUUAUCGUAUUUAGCAGUGCAGAUGUGGACAAGGCAGUUGAAGGAGCAAUGGCAUCAAAAUUUCGAAAUUGUGGUCAGACCUGUGUGAGUGCAAAUCGGUUUUUAAUCCAAGACACAAUUUUCGAUUCUUUUCUUGAGAAGAUUAAAUCAAAAAUGCAAUUGCUGGUCUUGGGCUCAGGUGCAGACUCAAAAACUAAUUUGGGUCCUCUUAUAAAUGAAACUCAGGCAAAAAAAGUGGAUGACAUUGUUCAGGAUGCUGUUCAGAAGGGAGCCAAAUUAUUAUAUGGCGGAAAGAUUGCUUCACACAUUGGUGAAAGAUUUUUUGAACCAACUUUAAUUACUAAUGUUACUCCUGAAAUGAAAUGUUAUACAGAAGAAAUAUUUGGUCCUGUUGUUGUUUGUGUGAAGUUCAAUUCUGAAGCCGAUGCAAUUGAAAUUGCAAAUAACACCCGGCGUGGGUUAGCUGGUUAUUUCUAUAGUAACGAUCUUGCUCAAGUUUGGAGAGUAGCAAAGCAUUUGGAAGUAGGAAUGGUUGGUAUUAAUGAAGGUAUUAUAUCCUCAGCAGAAGCUGCAUUUGGAGGAAUUAAAGAGUCUGGAAUAGGACGAGAAGGUUCUCAUCAUGGUAUUGAAGAAUUUACAUACGUCAAAUACAUGUGCUUUGGCAACCUUUAGAAUAAUGUUAUAGUGUGAACUUUGCAGAAGGUAAUUACUAAUUUUGGAGCUGUUUGCCCUUUUUUAUCUUUGCACAAAAAGUUGCAAUUAUUAAUUGUUUGCAAAAGGAUUUAUACUUGCAACAUUAAACAAUGGAUAUGAUUAAAUUGUUUAAAUGUACAUGACAUACAUCAGCAAUAUUUUCUCAUCACAAAUUAACAAUAGGUCAUAUUACGUUUUUUUAGAUUAAAAAUUAUCAUAUUUCUGUUUUAUAACUGUACAUAUUAAGAAAAAGUUGUUUGUGAAGUACGUUAGAGAAUUCUUCAAAAAACACUUCUGAAGCUAAUGAAUUCAAAAGUAUUUUGUUUGAAUACCAGUAUAAUAAAUGUCCAGUGACAAUAUAACAUACACUACAUAAAAUGCAGUUUUAUGAGUGAUUUGUUUUGAUCACAGUAUAUUAUGACAUAACACAUGUUAUGACAUAUAAUUUAAUGAUGUCAUUGUCUAUCAGAUGAAAAUUGUGAUAUAUGGAGUCAAGUAAAUUGCUUACAAUGCCCUCAAUGAAAAUCAACAAUAUCAGCGUAAAAAAUCCAACAAUAUCAAAACGCCAUGAUUUUCAGCAGCAUUGCCUGCAUUAAUUGGAAGAUAUGAUUAUGCUUCCUGCUCUGAUAAUAAUGCAAAAAGCACAUUAACCUUUUGUAUAUUAUCUUUAUAUUUCAACCAAUUUUCAAAAUGUUGACUCCUUUGUAUGAAGGUCUUCUCUUUGUUUGUAAUUAAAGAUUUUCUUGUGCAACCUGACGUAAAAUUUGUUGUGGCAAAAAUAAUAGAUCAAUUGCUGUAAAGAAGCAAUUAGCAGCUCCCAACAUGUGUAAACAUAUUUUUUUUUUAAUUUAUUGUGACUUCACAACAUGUUUCCUAGACCUUCUUGAGCAUUGAGCAUAUGUGGAAUCAUUGUUUAUUAACUUAUUUUAUCUUUUUGUGUUGUCACAUCACAGCCAGUCAGUGCCUUUUAUCCCUUCGGCCAGGGACUUGAUGCCGUUAAUAACCAGGGUUCCUUGGCUGUCACCAGUUCAGAAAUCUGUGGUGUAUUGAAUUGCUUAACUUCCGUGUCUUCACAGAGCACAGUUAAGCAAUUUCGGCUAAUGUUGCUGGCAUUUUUCUAAAAGUUGACAAUGAUUUAGGACACAUGUAACAUCUGCAGCUCAAUACUCCUUUUGAAAUUAACUUCAAAAUUAAAUUUCGCUUCAUUAUCGAUUUAUAAUGCUCUCAUACAAAACAAAAUUGCAAAUUUAACUUAUUUAUAAUGUAACUUUAUUCCACUUGAAGAAAUGAUCAAGUACAUGAAUCUUUUACUCAUGCACUAAAACAUAUUGUUAUAAAUUAGUUGCAUAAUGUACUAUUAACCCUUUACACUUCUAAUUCUUGGGGUCCUAUGUUUCAGUCAGCUCUUUAUUUAAAUAUCCCAUUUGAUUCGCUGUCUCAGAGCACUUACAACACACAUUGGCAAUUUCUAAGUUUUGGAUUCCAAAGAGGCAUAUUGGUUCAAAAACAAUGAAGAUACAUUUGAUUUUCAUCACCACAAUUCUAACUAGUCCAAUAUUGUCAAAAAAAUUCAAAUCUGUAGCUAUAAACAUAAUAUUUAUAUUGUUUGCAUUGCUCGCAAUCUGUUUUCUGUUCAAUUAAAUCAAAUAAAAAAUAAUUCAACCAUUAAUUUUUUUUUAUGUUUAAGAUCUUAACCUUAAAAAUAAAAACUUGAAUCAAGAAACUGCAUUAGAGAUAACUAUUUUGGGGAAUUAUCUCUUCAAACAAUUGAUGCAUCCAAUGAGAGAGGGUGCUAACCCAUAAGGGUAUGGAACUGAGAUAAAUUAAGAUUUGCAUUUGGGUUGUUUUAUUAAGUAUUUGAUAAUAAUGGGGAUGUUUUCUCUUUGUUAUGUUUAAGAUAAACUUAUUUAUUUAGAAAAAUAUUAUUUAGCAAUUCUAGAAGUAUUUUUCACAUGAUACACAGCUCGAAAAGUCUAAUUUUUUUCAACAAUCUAUUGAGUAAUUAUUUUUGAAAUUACUCCAACAUUCUUUAAGUUUGACUGUAUUAUUUUCUUGUAGUGACAACUCUAUGAUAUCUGUAACAAAAGUUGCAAAGUCCUUGACUCUGAAAAAUUGAAAAAACAGCAUGUUUUUCAUCGUCCUUUAAUGUGUGAUGUUCGCAAUUGAAGUUAAACGUGACAAGAUGCAAUGCGCAGUCACACCCAAGGUGUUGUUUGCCUUGGGUACUGUUUUCAUCAUCACUAACAUUCUUCUUCACUGUUCCUCUACUCCAUUUCGUUGCAUCAUGAAUGCGUUCUUGCCGUUUUUCUUUGAGCUCUCUCACACAUGGAUCCAUUGUUUAUUUUAUUUUGGGGCAUGUCAACUAUUAUAGUCAUUAGUCCCAUAAGUGUAGUGCAUGAUACAUUCCGGGGUGUGGUCCUCAACUAGAACAUAAAAUUCAGCGCCUACCUACAUGUCGGCUUUCACCUUCCACUUAUCUCCGCCAGAGGAGCAACGUCUGAGCAGGGACAAGUUCCAAGCACGUCUCCCGAUAUAAAUAAUAGGGGCUUAUAUAGUGUAUAUGUAAGAUGAUAGGAGAAGGUUGGGGAAGCAAAUGUGUGCUGUCCGUGGCCCAUUUGUUAUGACACUACUCUGGCAUUCAGCUGGUAUUAUUCGGAUAAUGAAUGGAAAACUAUCAAACUUCUCCAGUCAGUGGUUGAAAAUGACCAAGCUAUCUACCUAGUUUUGAAAAUUUGUCGGGUCUUUAGAACCUUCCUGUCAGAGACACUGCAGUAGGAAAAGUUGUUGCCCUGAGCCAUCUCAGCCAUUACGGGGAUCCUUGUUUCCUAAAGAGUCGCCUUCAUGCUUCAUUGUGUAAUCAGUCGGUACUCUUGCAAAACAAGGGACACUGAAAGUCUGUGAAAUUGACAUGUCAAAUUGGUAUUGAACAUCUAAUGUCUAAUAUUUCUAUAUUUUUGAAUAUUUUUAUUCCAAAAACUUUACUUUGAAUGUCAGUAAUACAACUCUUUUGGUGGAUUGAAUAUGAGAUAUAACUAAAACAUCUUAUGUUCUGGUACUAGUGUUGGUAUUAUCAACAGCACUCAUGAAUGAAGCUUAAUACUCUCUCUCACGGAAAUUGUAGAAAAUGGGCACAUCACCUGUUUAAAAAAUCGAUAUAAUAGCUGAAUGAAUUAUGAUACAAUUAUGAAACUGACAGAAUAAAUAAGAUAAAAAGAGGAUACAGAAUACAUGUAAAAGGAGGGUUCUUUGACUUUGUGCAUUAGCUCCCUCUCUCACUGAACGCCUUAAUUCCUAUUUUGGCACCGAUGUCUAUAUUUUGAUUUUGACUUGCACUACUGCUGUUCAUAAUAUGUACAGUUAAUGAUAAUGAUAUUUGAGUUAUAAAAAUUACUGUUAAACAUAGUUUUUUACAUGGUUGUCUUUUGUUUAAAUGUAAGUUUAGAUAUCCUUGAGGAGGAAAAUAAGUCCUGGCAAUACUUCAUUUCAAUUACUAAUCAUGUACGUAUUAUUAGUACAGGCAGCAUAAUUUUUCAUGUAAACCAUAGCAAUAGCUUGUAAUUGAAAAUAUUGUACUGUAUGAGCAAUAUGGUAGUAUUGAAUAAUAAUUAGACAUAUGUAAAGGAAUUGCACCUAGUGACAUUCCUCUUUGAGAAUUAAUUUUAUUCAUGAUGUGUGAUGCUUUUGAAGUGCACUUUUAUUAAUGUGCUUUCAUAAUAGCACUGUAUUGGAACUGAAAGCUCCUUAAGUAAUCUGAUAUCAAGAAAUGCUCUUAAAAAAUGGUAGUUGAUGUAUUGUGUACAACACACCACAUUGAUAUUCUAGUCUUCCAAUCUCAAGUCUUCCAUUAGAGGACAAUCAUGCAUAAUAUUUGAAAAUUUUGUCUUCCAUGUGCUGCCUUCAUGUAUUGUGAUUAGAUAUGAGAGUGGUAAAACUAAAAAGUGCUACUCAUAAAAAUGUGGUAGAAUUUUGUUAUGGUCCUAUGUAUUUUCUUGGGAAGAACUUGUAAUAGUCACAUACCAAGCAAUGCAGAAUGAAGCUGUUGCAAAAUAUUUUUGGCCACAUUCCUUGUUAUGUAGUUUAAAUUUGUAAAGAAAUAUAUCAUGUUCCCUUCAUAAUUAGAUUUGCAUGUCACAUGUUCUCUGCAGAUUUCUGCUUUCUAGACUUACAAAGUCUCAGGCUUUGCAACAUAUGGCAUGCUGUGAUACUGUUCAGUGACUAAUAUUUUUGAAAUGAUAGGCAUGACACUUAUUUCAUUGAUGUAAGAAAAUAAAGUUUGUUGGACAGUAAAACAUAGAUUACACAAAUAAUGAUAUAAAACAUAUCAAAUAAUAUUGUAGUUAUAAAUAUAUAUUAUA
Gryllus bimaculatus (two-spotted cricket) is the source of this 6157-nucleotide messenger RNA. The record is from the annotation of a GenBank genome assembly. Lineage: Eukaryota; Metazoa; Arthropoda; Insecta; Orthoptera; Gryllidae.